AAAGAAGGAAAAUAAAAUCCAGCAAAUCACAAACUACUAUCUCCUUCCCCUCUCUUCCCUCUCCUCUUUUCUCCAUCGUCAGAUCUAAAAACUUUUCAUUCUUUCUUUCUCUGUUUCUCCCUCUCUCCCUCCCAACUCCCGCGCCAAAUACAAAACCACCCUCUCCUCCCCCUCUUUCUUUCUCCAGGUUUUCUAAGUGAGAUGGCGGAUAAUCCGACGAGUCCGGCGGCGGGGAGCCACGAGAGUGGUGGUGAACAGAGCCCGCGGUCAGGGGUGAGAGAGCAGGAUAGAUACCUGCCAAUUGCUAAUAUAAGUAGGAUCAUGAAGAAGGCGUUGCCAGCUAAUGGAAAAAUUGCAAAGGAUGCUAAGGAUACUGUUCAGGAAUGUGUUUCUGAGUUUAUUAGCUUCGUUACCAGCGAGGCGAGUGAUAAGUGUCAGAAGGAGAAGAGAAAGACAAUCAAUGGGGAUGAUUUGUUGUGGGCAAUGGCAACAUUAGGAUUCGAGGAGUAUAUUGAUCCACUUAAGGUGUACCUGGCUAGGUACCGGGAGGUUGUUUUGGAAUCUAAUCUUCUGACUCUUCUUUUUUCUCUGGUUUUAUUGGAUGAUGCAAUGCCACAGCUGGAGGGUGAUGCAAAGGGAUCUGCUAGAGGUGGAGAUGGAUCUUCUAAAAGGGAAGCAGUUGGAGGUCUGCCUGCUCAAAAUGCACAGUUUGCUCUUCAAGGAUCCAUGAAUUAUAUAAGCCCACAAGGACAGGGACAGCAUAUGAUCCUUCCUUCCAUGCAAGGCAAUGAGUAGGAUUCGGCUUUGCUUUUGUCAAUUCAAUGAAUUCUAGUGCUGGCAAAACUCUUUAGUUUCAACACUUGUAGAGUCUUUUGCAUUAGUUGAUCUGAUUGAAACCAAAGCGCUAUGCAUUUUGGCGGCUUUGGUUUUUGGUUAUUGUUGGAGGUGGUUUAAAUGUGGUUGGUGCCGUCAUCAGCAGAGCAGCUUACUGGUCAGAUUAAGUUAUGUAAAUUUGCCCUUUAUCUAAUAUAUACUCUUCCGAGUAUUGCCAGGAUGGUUUCUUGGAGCA
Messenger RNA from Populus nigra (black poplar), 1069 nucleotides. Its product is annotated as nuclear transcription factor Y subunit B-1-like. NCBI's taxonomy places the organism in Eukaryota, Viridiplantae, Streptophyta, Magnoliopsida, Malpighiales, Salicaceae. Gene Ontology annotation, molecular function: RNA polymerase II cis-regulatory region sequence-specific DNA binding; protein heterodimerization activity; DNA-binding transcription activator activity, RNA polymerase II-specific. Bases 202 to 795 code for a protein of 197 amino acids. Gene Ontology annotation, biological process: regulation of transcription by RNA polymerase II. The transcript is spliced from 7 exons. Gene Ontology annotation, cellular component: CCAAT-binding factor complex; nucleus. The record is from RefSeq and is a predicted model, not a curated record.